Coregonus sp. 'balchen' is the source of this 1796-nucleotide messenger RNA. The record is from the annotation of a GenBank genome assembly. Lineage: Eukaryota; Metazoa; Chordata; Actinopteri; Salmoniformes; Salmonidae.
UAUUUCUACUGUAGCCUACCUGGGAUCACACUAGAAGCACCAUGGACAUCAACACUGCAUUUUUAAUAAUUGGCUUUGCUGCCUUGAUUGCAGCCUUCCUCCUUCUGGUAAUUGGUCUACUGUAUUCUGAGCUGAUGAAUUCAGACAUUCCUCAAGGGGUUGCAAAUCGAGGGAAACUGCAUGUAGUUCAUGGCUUGUUUGUUGGCAUAGCAAUUGUGGUGAGUAUCUAUCUAUGGAAUUGUUAGUGGUUAUUAUUUGAUGUUUUCUGCUGUCAAAUCACGUUCAAGUCUCUGAAGAAAUAAUUUAUUUAACGUAUUCCUUGGUGAAAAGAGAAACAUGCUCGUACUUGAAUACUAUUAAAAAGAGAACUCAGCUCUUUUAAAAUAUGCUUGUCCUUUCUAUGUACUCUAACACUGAUAAAACUUCAAUGGUGUAGAUAAGAGAACAGGUCUGAAUAAAUGACAAAAAGUCAAAGUCAUUCAGGGGUUUCAUUGUUUGGGUAAGGACACUCAAGCAGAGUUUUCACAGUCCUGUCCUGUCAGGGCCGUAUCCUGGAUCGGCUGGGUCUAUGUCAUCAGGUGGUUCAGAAGACGGUUCCUGGUCAUUCUAUGACCAGUUCCCCCUGGACUACGUGUGACGGACCUCACCUUCUCUGAGGUGCCAGUCAGAGUGUAUGAGCCCACAGCUGUCUCACUGGGCCUGAGGAGGGGCCUGGUAUACUUCCAUGGAGGAGGAUGGGUGUUGGGCAAUUUGGGUAAUAAGAUAAGACAAACAUAAUGUCUAUCUUACAAUAGCGGCCUGCUCAUAUAAAAAAAGAAACGUUUCAUUCUCUGUUUACUCUAGUCUAACACUAAUGUUCUGUUUCUUGUGAUCAGAUACUGCAGAUGAGGUCUGCAGGCACAUUGCCAAGGAGUCUGAAACCACGGUGGUUUCUGUUGGGUAACUUUUAUUUUAUGACUCACUGACUCAAAAUGUGCUUCCAAAGCAGAUCAAUACAGUGAAAAGGGCUGUAAAGUUGUCAAAUCCUUGACAUGUUUCUUCUUUCUCUACCCUCUUUAGAUACCGGCUUGCCGCUGAAUAUCGGUACCCCACUCAGCUGGAUGACUGUGAGGCUACAACGUGUCACUUCCUGUCUGUGGCAGAGGCAGAGUUCGGGGUGGACCCAGGCAGAGGGGUGAUAGUGCUGGGGCAAACCUGGCAGCCGCACUGUGCCAAAGUCUGGCCAAUAGAAAGGAUGGACAUCUGCUGUCUCCCUGUGCCCAGGUCCUCAUCUAUCCAGCUUUGCAGAUGGCAGAUUUCAACCUGCCUUCAUACCAGUAGAAUCAUGCUGUGCCCAUAUUGUUCCGUGGCCGGAUGGCGUUCUACUUCCUGCAGUAUCUCAACGGGGACACGUCAGUGUGCCAGGAUGUGCUGGAGGGGAACCACAUCCCUGCUGAGAUGAGGCUGGCCUUCAAGGAGAGGCUCUCCCAGAACACCUCCCUCCUGAGUGCAGGGUGCGGGGCCACUGCCAGCAUGUACACUCAGACUUAGACUACAACGGAGAGGUGUACCACAUAAUCAAAGACUGUCUGGAUCCGGAGGUGUCCCCGCUCCUGGAAGAUGACGCUGUUAUCCGUCUGACCCCACCGGCCUUUAUCCUGACCUGUGAGUACGACGUGCUGAGGGAUGAUGGAAUCCUGGACCUGGGACUGGAGGUCACCUGGCAUCACGUUCCAGACGGCUUCCAUAGACUCAUGGAAUUUUUCAAAGAAGGCUGGCUAACCUUCCUAUCUGCAACACAGGCUGUAGAUAGUAUU